UACCAUUAUACCUGUUAAAUGCUAUAUUGAUAUUCAAGACCACACCUACUUUGCUAUUAUUGAUAGUAAAGCCUCUGUCAGUAUGAUCUUGCAUCAAACUAUAAAAGAAUUAGAUCUUAAAAUUAAAAUACUAUCCAAAAGCCUUAUUGUUGCUGCUACUGGCACUACCUCUAGAUCUUUUGAAAUUAUUAAAAAUUUGCUUAUUAGGAUCCAAAGUCAAUUAUACCCUUGGAUGUAG
Messenger RNA from Racocetra persica, 238 nucleotides. The record is from the annotation of a GenBank genome assembly. Lineage: Eukaryota; Fungi; Glomeromycota; Glomeromycetes; Diversisporales; Gigasporaceae.